CUUCUCGAAUAUAUUAAGUGUAUAAUCUAUGAUUUCACUUUCACGCAAUACACAAGCAAAUAAUAUUAAUCUAAACGAAUAUUCACUAUUAAAGCCCUUGUUUACGUAAAAUAGGUGCUCACUCAUAUGCAGUACGUAUUAUACAUCAAACAAUUGAAUAAUAAAGUGUAUAUAUUAAAUAAUAAUUAGAAACAGAUUCACAUACAUUUCAAAAAUUCCAAAAUUCCGUUCGUAAUAAAACUUACGAUACAGAAUUAGAAGUCAGAAUUAUGGAUUCAAAAGAAGCGGUUGAACAUUUAGUUGCUCUGAAAGUGAUGAGACUUACAAAGCCAGCAUUGGUAAGCCCUAAUAUCGUCACUUGUGACUCAAAAGAUUUGCCAGGUAAUAUUCUCAAUAAUUAUCUAAAAGAUGAUGCCACAGCAGUCAGUCAAAUGGAAACUCUUGCUGCUGGACAAUUCUUACUACUUCCUCAAAGUUUUGGAAAUAUUUAUUUAGGCGAAACAUUCUCUUGUUAUGUUUGUGUUCACAAUGAAACGAAUCAACCUGUACAAAGUGUCUCCAUAAUAACUAGUCUACAAACUAAUUCACAAAGAAUAGAGCUUACAGCACAGGAGGGAACUACCCCUACUAUGUUGGAUGUUGAUGAAACCCUUAGUGAUGUUAUUCACCAUGAGGUCAAAGAUUUAGGAACCCAUAUAUUAGUAUGUGAAGUUUCGUACAUGUCCAACUACAAUACAUUAGCAUCGUUCCGGAAAUUCUUCAAAUUUGAAGUCAUGAAACCACUAGAUGUGAAAACUAAAUUUUAUAAUGCUGAAUCAGGGGAUAUUUAUCUUGAAGCGCAAGUUCACAACAUAACAUCUGGGCCCAUUAUAUUUGAGCAAGUAUCUUUGGAAAGUUCUCAGCAAUUCACUGUAAGUUCUUUGAAUGAAGUGAAUGGUGAGUCAGUGUUUGGUGAAGUGACAUUAUUGCAGCCACAAGAGAGCUGUCAGUUCUUGUACUGGCUUAAACCAAAGGAAAACAUGGCAAAAGAAGUCAAACCACAUGGCCCUAUGAGAAAUAUUGGAAAACUAGAUAUAGUCUGGAGGUCUAACUUAGGUGAGAAAGGCCGAUUACAGACUAGUCAGUUGGAAGCCAUGGCACUCGAUCAUGACGACUUAAGACUGACAGUUGAACAAAUUCCUAGUAAGGUAUGUGCAGAUGAAGCUUUCACAUUUAAAUGUAAAGUUGUGAAUUCCAGUGAAAGAACUUUAGAUCUCAUAUUAAAACUGCGUUCUCCGCAAGACUCUAGUCUCCUAUGGUGCGGAAUUUCUAACAGAAAAUUAGGGCCUCUAGAACCCGGAAAGACAACAUUCAUAAAUUUAACUGCUUUACCAAUCAACACAGGCUUACAGAAAGUGACUGGUGUGUCACUUGUUGAUUUGUUUCUAAAACGCACUUAUGAUUAUGAUCAUUUGGCUUCAGUUUAUGUAUAUUAAAGAUUUAUU
Bombyx mandarina (wild silkworm) is the source of this 1484-nucleotide messenger RNA. RefSeq names its product trafficking protein particle complex subunit 13. Lineage: Eukaryota; Metazoa; Arthropoda; Insecta; Lepidoptera; Bombycidae. The record is from RefSeq and is a predicted model, not a curated record. Gene Ontology annotation, cellular component: TRAPPIII protein complex.